Messenger RNA from Purpureocillium takamizusanense, 2301 nucleotides. RefSeq lists its product as uncharacterized. The transcript has a single exon. Lineage: Eukaryota; Fungi; Ascomycota; Sordariomycetes; Hypocreales; Ophiocordycipitaceae. Bases 1 to 2301 code for a protein of 766 amino acids. The record is from RefSeq and is a predicted model, not a curated record.
AUGAACAUUGCCUGCCACGCACCGUUUGAUGCCAAUUGGAAGGUCACGGUCGGUGUCCUGAACGACGAUGAUGGAAGCAAGGCCGCGAGUUCCAAGCCGCAGAAGACGCGACAAAGCAGCAGUGCCCCAGCAUCAAAGCCUUGCGACGCACCGUCACACGCAGAGCCAUCAUCAGAAACGCCUCUCGGCACAAGCAACGGGCAGACUGACGAGAUUUCCCCGGCACAGUUGCCGACUUGGUCGGUUGAGCAAGAGGUACAUCACGGCCAGGAUGUAGAAGUCACCAGCAGGCCAACGCCCUCCAUUGCCUACGACACUACGGGCAUACUCCCGUGGAACAGCACCUGGGACUUUGACUUUUCUCUUGAUCCGUGGCUUGACUGCGCCACGCCCUUUACCGCUCUCGAAACUUGGGACAUGGACAUGGCACAGGCGGCGGCGACUGAGGUGUCACUGUCCACGCCGACUCUGCCAAUCUCGUACUUGAGCUCGCAACACAGCCGUUCGACAGCGCCUCCCUUAGACGACGCAGGGGUCGUUAAUCGACAAACGAAGUGCCUGAAACACAGCACAUCGCUAGAUGAUGAACUUACACACGAGCAAAGCAUCAACUGGGACGACUUCUUCUUUCAACACUACGAGCACUGCAUCAGCGGCUGGGCUUACUCCCUGAAAGACGACGGCAAGGGCAACUAUCUCCGCUUCGUCCUAGACUUCAUACGAGGACCCAACGUUCACGCCGAGUCGCCCUUCAGGCUUGCCGUCCUGGCGUGGACGGCGAAGCACUGGGCCGUGGCGUGCCAACCGGGCGAUGAUACCUGGCGGCAGUAUUACUCCCGCGCGACGGCGGCACUGCAAAGGCUAGACGCCCAGGGUCCGACCGAUUCGCCGGAAACAUGUUCUUCAGGGCAGCGGGUGAUGGCAUCCGCUUCCGAGGUCGCCAUAUGCACUGGCCUGUUCCUCUGUCGUUGCGACGUGCUCAACGACGACCUCGGCUCCAUCCUGAACUACCUCGAGACGCUGAAGCUGCGGCUAGACGCCGACCUUGACGGCGUAGAGCUCUCUGCAUUUGCCAGUCAAAUCCUUCUCUGGCUCGGCUAUCUCCACGUCCGGGUGUCCAUCUUCGCCUCCCCCUGUCCGGCGCCGACAACCACCAACAACAUCACCGCCGUAUCGACGACCCUCCUCGACGCCAUCGCUAGCCACCCGAGCUACCAGCAGAUUCUCGAUCGGUCCCAGACAUAUUUAUCUGAAAUAUUCGGCGACUCGUAUCCACCAGAGGAGCUACUUCACGACGCAGAAAAGGCCCCGGUGGCGGUGCGAACCCACGAGACCUUUUGUCUCAUCGCCAACAUGUUGCGCUAUCGUUCGUGGAAGCGCCUCGUCGUGCAGCACGGCGGCGGCGACGAGUCUGCGCAGCUCGAGCUGGACAACGCCAAGGUCGAGGCAAUCGACGCGGACAUGAGGAGAAUGGACGUCGAGUUUGGGCUCGCCAUGGCGACGAAUCCAUCCGCUGCCGUGUUGCGGCGGAUAUGCUUCCAGCAGCUCGCCGUACCACCGACGCGGCCAGGCGCUCAUGCAACGAGAUUCCAUAACCUCCGAUCAAGCACGUCGCCAGCUUCCGGCAUCGCACUCGCCAAUAUGCAUCUCGUAAGCUCUCCGGGCUCCACGGGCGUGACUCCGCCGCUGGCGCGGGAAACCACGCUCCACGACGACGCACCACCAUUACCCCCAGAUAGCUCCCUUUUGAACCGCGCGUCAUCCCAGUGGCUGGCUUGUUACGCCGUCUUCCUUACGGCCAAGAUCCUCUGGUCUCGGCUCCUUCAUCCAACCCUGCGCAGCGAAGCGUCCGCCGUCGCCGCCGUGAGGUCCAUCCUGGACAUUGCCCUGCACCUGCGGCGGGCGGCGGCGGCGCACGAGUCCUCGAGCCCGACGGGCACGUCGUGGCCGCACAAGAUGCCGCGGUCGAUGCUCUGGCCGCUGCCGCUGUUCGUCGCCGGCGUGGAGACCACCGACGAGGUCCACGCGGACUGGAUACGCGGCUUCAUGGACGAGGUCACCGCGUCGUGGGGCGGCGAGGUGGCCAUGUCGGCCAAGGAGGGGCGGGAGGCGCAAGGGGGUGUUGGGGGCGUCGGUCGGCGGCAGCAAGGCGAUGGGAUGAUGAUGAGUGGCGCGAACCGCGUUCAGACGCUGAUGGGGAGGGUUCGCCGGCUGCAGGACCGGCUGGGCUGCCGAGUGGACAUUGAGGGUGUGGUGAAGGAGAUGGGUGCUGGUGAAGGCGGCAGAGGGUUCAUAUUGUAG